GAAUCACAUGGCGGAAGUUUGUCUGCGUGUAAACAAGUUUUGCAGGUUGUUUAGCAAAUGUCAUUAAAAUGUCCUGUUUUUUUGCAUGGCUUCCCUUGUGCCUCUUGGUUUGUUGUGGUGUUGGACAGUGUAAAAGAAGAAAUGUGCUUUUAAUCAUAGCUGAUGAUGGCGGGUUCGAGACAGACGUUUACAACAACACUGUUGUCCAGACUCCUCAUCUACGAGCUCUUUCUCAGCACAGUGUGAUCUUUAAAAAUGCCUUCACAUCUGUCAGCAGCUGCUCUCCAAGUCGUUCCACCAUCCUGACCGGAUUACCACAGCACCAGAAUGGGAUGUACGGUCUCCAUCAGGGAGUUCAUCACUUUAACUCAUUUGAUGGAGUGCAGAGUCUUCCUCUUCUGCUUAAACAAGCCAACAUCCGUACAGGUAUCAUCGGGAAAAAACAUGUCGGUCCAGGCUCUGUCUACCCAUUCGAAUUUGCCUACACGGAAGAGACCAAUUCCGUGCUGCAGGUGGGUCGGAAUAUCACCAAGAUCAAGCUUCUUGUCCGGAAGUUCUUCCAGAGCCAGAAGUUAGAGGAGGAGGGGGAGCAGAGGAGAGGAACCGGUGAGGAACGUCCCUUCUUCCUCUAUGUGGCGUUCCACGAUCCCCAUCGCUGUGGUCAUUCCCAACCUCAGUAUGGAGCGUUCUGUGAGAAGUUUGGAAAUGGUGAGAGCGGAAUGGGGAGAAUUUCGGAUUGGGAGCCGAAGUAUUAUUCUCCAGACCAGGUCAAGGUACCGUACUUUAUUCCGGAUACUCCUGCUUCCAGGUCGGAUAUAGCAGCUCAGUACACAACAGUCAGCAGGCUGGACCAAGGUAUUGGUCUGGUUCUGCAAGAACUGAGAGACGCUGGGUUUGAAAACGACACUCUGGUGAUCUACAGCUCGGAUAAUGGAAUUCCGUUUCCCAAUGGCCGAACAAACCUAUAUGGCUCAGGUGUGAUGGAACCCAUGCUGGUCUCCUCACCUGAACAUCAGCUGCGCUGGGGACAGAUCAGUCAGGCAUACGUCAGUCUGCUGGAUAUCACUCCUACCAUUCUGGACUGGUUCUCCCUGCCAUAUCCAUCCUACAGCCUCUCGGGUCAUGGUCCAGUAGAGCUGACGGGUCGGUCUCUCCUCCCGGCCCUGAGCUCGGAACCCUCCUGGAUCACGGUCUACGCCAGCCAGAGUCUCCAUGAGGUUACCAUGUAUUACCCCAUGCGCUCCAUCCACCAGGGCCCCUACCGGCUCCUCCACAAUCUACAUUACCGUAUGCCAUUCCCUAUAGACCAGGACUUCUAUGUGUCCCCAACAUUCCAGGAUCUGUUAAACCGGACUCAAAUGGGCCAACCCACAGGCUGGUUCAAGACUCUAAACGAGUACUAUUACAGGGAGAGGUGGGAGCUGUUUGAUAUCCGGUCCGAUCCGAUGGAGAGGCGGAAUCUGGCUGGCGAUCCGGCUUAUGACACGGUUUUGGAGAGCCUGAGGGCUCAGUUGCUGAAGUGGCAGUGGCAGACGGAUGAUCCGUGGGUGUGCGAGCCAGAUGCGGUUCUUGAGACAAAACUAGAACCGCAGUGCAGACCGCUGUACAAUGGACUAUAAGUGCCCGGACUUUAUAAAAGACUGCAUCAGAUCCUUUUGAUAUGGCUUGUUUUUAAUGUUUAAUUGGAAUGUUAAUAGAUUAUUAUCCCUAGUUUUAUAUUGAAAUCUUUGAACAACAAGACGUGAUUGAGUCUUUCAUUUGGUUAUUGUUUAUAAUUGUUUCAUAUACAUUUUUUAUUUUAUUAUUCUAAUAAAGAAAUUUGAGUUAAAAUAACUUGAUUUUUCUAAAUAAAGGAAAUUAAUCUACCAUUUUAUUAGGUACACCUGUACACCUACUUAUUCAUGCGAUUAUCUAAUCAGCCAAUCAUGUGGCAGCAGUGCAUAAAAUCAUGUAGAUACAGGUCAGGAGCUUCAGGUAAUCUCCACAUCAACCAUCAGAAUAGGGAAAAAAAUUUGAUUUCAGCCGUGGCUGACAGAAGUGGAACCCGAUGUGGUCUUCUACUUUUGUAGCCCAGCCGCCUCAAAGUUCAACAUGUUGUGCAUUCAGAGAUGAUAUUCUUCUCACCACAUUUGUACAGAGUGGUUAUCCGAGUUACCAUAGACUUUGUCAAUUCGAACCAGUCUGGUCAUUCUCUGUUGACCUUUCUCAUCAACAAGGCAUUUUCUUCCACAGAACUGCCGCUCACUGGAUGUUUUUUGUUUUUGGCACCAUUCGGAGUAAAUUCUAGAGACUGUUGUGCGUGAGAAUCCCAGGAGAUCAGCAGUUACAGAAAUACUCAAACCAGCCCAUCAGGCACCAACAAUCAUGCCAUGGUCCAAAUCACUGAGAUCACAUUUUAUCCCCAUUCUGAUGGUUGAUGUGAACAUUAACUGAAGCUCCUGACCUAUUUUUUUUUUGCAUUGCACUGCUGCCACACGCUUAGCUGAUUAGAUAAUCGCAUGAAUAACCUUUUAAGCUAGGAUGGACCCGCUGGCGGGAAGAGAAAAAAACUUUAUAGUCAAAAUAUUUAUAACUACAGUCUUGACCAACACAAAAUAGGUAUCGUUUGAAAGCUUAGAAGCUGUGCAUAUUAUUGCAAUCACUAAAAACAUCAGACUGAUCAAAUAGCCAUGUGUCAUAUGUUGUUGGAAAGCUUUCAAAGAGUUGAAAACAACCAGUCUAUUUGUUGUACUCGCAGACAAAAAUAUAGCAAGUAAUAUCUAAGUAUAUUCUUUUGACAAUUAUGUUGGUGUUACAUGUCUGCUGUGUUUUUGCUUAUAACUUCUCAAAAAAUAAAUGGAACAUAAAAUAUCAUAUACAUACCAUUAGAGGAGGUGAUUAUCUUUCAAACGAGCCCACACACAAGGUAAUCGGAUGCAUAGAUCAUUAGAUAAUCCACAUGAAGCACAAUGUUACAUAUGGCCACCAGGAGAUGGCGCCAAAUACAUGACACAGACUCAAUGAUGCAGACUCAUUGAAUCAAAAGGCACUCAUUCUGUGAAAUCUCAUUACUAAAAUCAUAUCUCCAUGCUAUGCAAACCUUUAGUCAUUGUUGUGUCUGCAUGUGUAAUUAGUUUUUUAUGUACAAUUAUUAUGUUUUAUUUGUUUGGAGAGGCUUUUGGACACAUGGAGACGUUUUUGGACGUUAUUUUGUUAUAACUUUUGAUUGCUUUGUCGUAUCAACACAAAAAUGUUCUCAGAUACAGUUGACGUGAUUCAAAACAAAACAAAAGCAGUUUUUCGGAGCCACCUUAUUUACACUCAGAGAUAUAUAAUGUCAAAUCAGAAAAAAAAGUAAAUUUUUGGCUCAAAUGUUGUUUUUUCGAGUUAUAAGCCUUUAAUUUUGGGAAUGCCCCUGAAACAGGAAAUCUUUAAAAACACCUUCAGAGCUUAAAGGAAUAAGUAGGUGUACAGGUGUUCCUAAUAAAGUGGUCGUGAGUGUAUAUAAUAGGCUACUCUAAAACCAAUUGCUCUUCUAAUGCAAUAAUUUAGCUGAUUUGUUUAUAUCAGCAUAAGCAAAAUAUCACUAUGUCUUCAUAUGUAUGCUUCAUGUAAAUGGACUGUAACUUACUAGUUUCAUUUUAGAAAUUUUCACAGAUUGUCAGUCCACAUUUCUUUCAUUUUUCCCCCCAUUUCCAUUUAAUUCCAAAAUGCAUGUUUGCAUUUAAAGUGCUGUUGCAAGCUUCUGUUACAGCUGUUUGCAAUUGAAAUGGUCUCAGGUCUUUAAAUUAUAUAGAAAUCUGAAAGUAUGACAAUACAAUGUUGCAUUUAUCCAAACGUGUGUAAUUGCAGGCAUGUCAAUAAUUCAAUAUUCAAAUAAUCCAUUAAUGAGACUUAAUGUUCAGAUACUAUGUAAUUAGAUAUAAAU
Myxocyprinus asiaticus (Chinese sucker) is the source of this 3907-nucleotide messenger RNA. RefSeq names its product N-sulphoglucosamine sulphohydrolase-like. Gene Ontology annotation, molecular function: N-sulfoglucosamine sulfohydrolase activity. The record is from RefSeq and is a predicted model, not a curated record. Bases 69 to 1619 code for a protein of 516 amino acids. Gene Ontology annotation, biological process: heparan sulfate proteoglycan catabolic process; glycosaminoglycan catabolic process. The transcript is spliced from 7 exons. NCBI's taxonomy places the organism in Eukaryota, Metazoa, Chordata, Actinopteri, Cypriniformes, Catostomidae.